Molecule: messenger RNA, 3552 nt
Organism: Lecanosticta acicola
Lineage: Eukaryota; Fungi; Ascomycota; Dothideomycetes; Mycosphaerellales; Mycosphaerellaceae
Source: the annotation of a GenBank genome assembly
AUGAGUGAAACCGGCCUCUCCAUCGAAUACGGGCCUCGCGUGGGCAGCCAGAAUGUCUCUCACCUGCAGUUAUGGCAGGAAAUCGUCAACGCCAGGCCGACCGCGACUGCCCUCAUCGCGAAGCACCAGUCUCCCAGCUCCUUCCGUUGGGUGGGCAGCCAGCAUAACGACAAUGAAUACGUUCAAUGGACCUUUGCCGACCUCGACCGAGGAGCGCGACGGCUGUCGAAUGCACUCAACAGACUGGCACACAUCGACCGCAGACCCAUUGCCGCCCUCGUCAACAAUCAAGCAGAAUGGGCCCUCUUCUACUGGGCGUCGGCCUACCUGCACUCGCCUUUCGUCCCCAUCAACCCAAAGGUCGUCACCAGGACGGAGGAGAUCAAUCACAUGCUGGACCUGGUCGGCCCGGUCGCUCUUGUCAGCGCAGACCUACACAUCGCCAGCCAGCUCGAGCAGAGCCUGUCCGAGAAAUUGAUGUCAUCCAUCCCAAUCCGAAUCGCUUUAUCCCACGUCGGCGGAGAGACCGCGCAGCCAUGGGAGCUUCUAGCAAGUGUAAUGUCGGGAGAUCCGACGCCGCCAGAUACUCCAGACGUGGUCAACGCGUACGACACGAUGGUCAUUCUCUUCACCAGCGGCACCACAUCACUGCCGAAACCUUGCGCGUUGUCGAGCUUCCAAUGCCUGAACGCUGCUUUGGGAUGCAUGGAUGCUCAACAGAUCAACUCCAGCCAUAGAUUUGUUCAGCAAUUGCCCGGUUUCCACUCCUAUGGCAUUGGCUGGUCACUUGGCCUCUGGCUUCGGGGUGGGAUGAUCAUUCUUCCAUCUGACAACUUCGAGGCGCAAGCGACGCUCGAAUGCUUUGACCAGUUCAGAGCAACUCAUAUGGCGUUGGUACCGACCACAGCCCAAGCGAUUCUUGCGCAUCCUUCCUUUGCCAAGACAGAUCUCAGCACGCUUGUCAGCAUCGACAUUGCCGGCGCUGGUGUGCUUCCAAGCUUGGUCGACGCAUGCACAGCAGCUUUGAAGGUCCCCACGACAGCCAGCUAUGGCAUGACAGAAAGCCCCGGAACGGCGUCUUGGGGUGUCCAAGAAGGCUCUGUUGUGCGCAAUGGAGAGGUCAUGUCCGGACGUCCCGUCAGGAAUACAGUCCAAAAGAUUUGCCAGCCCGGAACUCGGAACAUCGUCCAACGAGGCCAAUUUGGCGAGCUUCACAAUGGUGGUCCGCAAGUCAUUUCUGGGUACAUGGAUCCCCGGGUGGCGCAGGACAGCUUCUACAAGGACGAAGAUGGUAUCCAGUGGAUCUUGACCGGCGAUCAAGCAGUAAUGGAUAGUGACGGUGCCAUCCGGAUCACGGGCAGGUACAAAGACAUGAUCAUUCGCGGCGGCGAGAAUAUUUCUCCCGCAAGUAUCGAGGAUUAUUUGAGCCAGAAGGAAGACGUUUUCAUGGCCCAAGUUGUCGGUGCACCAGAUGAGAUGGCUGGCGAAGUUCCAAUUGCAGUCAUCACAACGCGUGAGGGACGCGAAGCAAACACGUCUGACCUGAAAGCCGAUGUUACUCGCGACCUUGGUGCAGCUUUUGCCCCGAAAAUGAUCCUGCAUCUCACGAAAGACCUGGGCCUGGAUGCCUUCCCGACAACCGCUUCUGGUAAGGUGCGCAAAGUUGAGCUGGCCCAGGCUGUGCGAGAGCAUAUCAAAGCACAGCAAGGAGCUGGCCUGGACAAGUCUGGCUCGACCGUGGACGCUCUCAUUGCCAUUUGGAAGAUGAUCAGUGGGACAGAUACACUACUUCCGUCCACACUCAUCGAGUCUUUCGCCGACUCGUUGAUGAUGAUGCAGCUCUCCGGCACUGUCAAGAAAGAGCUAGACCGAGACAUCACCGUGGAACAUUUCAAGCUCUGCGAAACGAUUCAAAGUAUGGCAGACCUCAUUGACUCCAGGCCAGCAAAGAGCUCCGUGGUCAUUCUACCGAAGCGCCAAGGUCCACCAACGUUGCAAGAGACGCCACACGCUCGGGAGAAUGAAGAAGUCUUCGCUCGCACACAGAUCGCGGCCUCUGAACUGCUCUCGCCGCUUGGUCUCGGCUGGAACGACGUGGAAGAUGUCGUGCCACUGCCAGACUGGGACGCCAUGUUCUGCCACAGGUCUCGUCUUUCGUCAUGGAACCUGCGCUUCAGCUACCACGCACCUGUCGAUGUCGAUGCACUGGAGGCUGCCAUCAAGCUAUCCCUAGAUUACCACCCCACAAUGCGAUCAAUCGCGCUGGAGCAAGACGGCGAGACGCUGCUGGUGACGGUUCGCUCAUCCGAGGAAUGGUUCCGAGCUUCGAUCACAACGGGCUGGGCAGUGCAGACCAAGGAAGAGUUGAAUCAGCUUCUGCUUGACGAUCCGGUAUUGGACACCGCCAGCGCUCCUGGACCACUUGUCAAGUUUCAUGUUGCGCGUGUACUCGAUGAUGGCACAUCGGGCCUUGUCUUGGUCGCUUCGCAUUCCGUCAAUGACAUGAGCAUGACAAAGGUGUGGCUUGAGGAUAUAGUUACUCUUCUCACAGGAGAAGGUAAUCUUGUUCCUCACGCCCAGUUCAAAGACUAUGCGACGGCUUUCUUUGACCAUCGCGAAGGCCUGGAAGCGAACAACGGCAUCGAAUACUGGGUUCAGAAGCACCAAGGCAUUAGUCAGCUGCCAGAAUCAACGUACUGGCCUCCUCAAAGGGCUCCGGAAUGGUUCAAGGGCGUGGACUCUGGCUGGUCCAGAUGGGACGGCACCAGUGCGCGCAAGAAUGAGCGCCUCGUUCCCCAGGCGGAGAAGAUUAAAGCGCAAAAAGGUAUCCGGCGCAUGGUCAAGGUUGCCGACAUUGCGAAGCUCAAGGCCGAACACAACGUGCCGGUUUUCAUGCUUGUGAAGACUGCGAUUGCAGUUAUGAAUAUCUGCAAGACCGGCGGUAAGGAAGCCAUCUUCGGUACCAUCAACGCCGCUCGUACGUGGCCUUUCUCCUCCGAUUAUAGUGCUCUCGAACGGGAGGCGUACAAUGGUAAUCCUCUGGACAUCUCGGGCUGUACGACCGAAUACGUGCUCGACCGCAUUCCGGUGGGGAGAUCGAAAUCGCUGCUGGCGCUUAUGCAACAAGUUACCAAGGACGAAGAGAAGAACAGCUCUUUUGCUCAUACACCCUUCUUUCGGAUCGUCGAUCGCCUCCGGGAUCCUCUCUCAGCAGACGACACCCGCACAUUCGCAGAACGGGAGCGUGAUGCCGAGUCCAUCCUUCCUCUGAUCCGAAGACAGAGCUUCAACUGGCUUCCAACUGCCCCCACAGCUCAAAGUCCCAAGGGUCUGAUGCUGCAGGAAAUGUUGACCCGGAUGGACAACGGGCUAACAAUCACCGGGUUCCUGCUUGACGACAAGAAGAGUGUUGCGCUUUCUUUCAGCUGGGACGCGGAGCAUCUGAGCUUCAAAGAGGCCGAGAGGACGCUUGAUGAGCUUGUGGUGUUGGUUGAUCGUAUGGGAAGGGAGGAGAACUGGAGCGAGACGGUCGAGGGGUUGAUGAGGAUGUAA